Cotesia glomerata is the source of this 511-nucleotide messenger RNA. RefSeq lists its product as uncharacterized. The record is from RefSeq and is a predicted model, not a curated record. The coding region runs from base 47 to 511 and encodes 154 amino acids. The transcript is spliced from 4 exons. Lineage: Eukaryota; Metazoa; Arthropoda; Insecta; Hymenoptera; Braconidae.
GUUUCUAUAAAAAAGAAAAAAUACUUGUAUUAAAAGUUUCAAUAAAAUGUCGACUUUUUAUCUGGUAAUUUUUGUCUGCUUUCAAUUUCUGUUUGCCGGUAUCAGUGCAACGCCUCUCAGAAGCAUUGAGUCUGCUCAAAAAGCAUAUUUCGAGUCUACCCAUGCGUCAGAUGUCAUGGAAGGCAGAUACGCUGCUGAUUUAACUGCGGGGCAAAGAAUUAUAAUUGCUUACAUGACAUGUAUAUUCCAACGCUUAAAUGCUAUAAACAGUGACAACUCAAUGAAUGGGGAAAUUGUUGAAAGUGCAAUCCGUGGAAUAAGCGAAAUUGAGUUGUUGAAAAUGAACAAAGGGCAGCCAUCCGACCAAAAAGUAAGCAUAAAUGAUGAGGCUAUGUUUGAUGGAUUGUCUGAAGCAAUAAGAAACUGCGUCACUAAAAGUGACAUUGCAGAGGAUAGUGUGAUAUUACUCGUUCAAUGCUUAUCUACAAGUACUAACGCACCAUUUUUUUAA